AUUCUGUGGCCCGUCACUCGGCUUUACAUUAGGAUGGAUAAAGAAAUGAACCAACCCAGAACGCCAGCAUCGAGAAGCGGCAAGGAGCUAAGUCGUAUCAUCGACUCCAUAAACGACCAAUUCUCUCUCGAGAUUCCAAAUCCGCGGCUCUUCUCUCCUGCAGAAAAUCGGCAUGACACCCCGCAAUGGCGCAGCUACCGAGGUUUGCAGCGGCUGUAUUAUAACCGGAGUGUAGAAAUAUAUCGCGUGCUCAAUAGCUUCGAGGAAUGGGUUUGCUCACGGAAUGCCUCGAAUGUGGGUUUGAUUGGAUCGACGUUUCAGAAGAAUUCAUUGCCUGCUCUGGCGGCAGGCCUUGGAAAGAGGAAUAGGGAUGGGAAUGGGCGUGCGAUUGUCACGCAGCAUGAGAAGAAAGAGAGACUGGCUUAUUUGGUUCAGUUGAUUGAUGAUGAAUUGUACAUGGUGGAUAAGGGGUCUUUCCCACGGCUCAGGAAUUCUAGUGUUGGCGUUGAGGGUGAAGAGGAGAAAGAGGAUAAGGCCGAAUUGGUUGCGCGGCCGUUGAAGAGGAGGUUAUCUAAUGAUUUAUCCUCAGAUGAGUUUGUGACUGCGCCGAAUUCGCCGGUGAAGAAUUCUAACUCCGGGCGGGUCGGUUUGAGAGAAGCAGACAGGGUUGAUGAAAAUCCAAUCCAUAUGCACAAAACGCCCAAGACGGCGGAAAGCGCAAAGAAGGUGUCGAAAUUUUUAGAACGGUUGACGGCAGCUUCAGAUAAGGUCCGGCGUUAUGAAGCUGUGACUUCAGAGCAAGAUAAUCCAAACCUCAGCUUCUCUACCAUUGCAACAGAUCCAGUGUCUUAUGCGUUUGAUUCUCGGAAUGAGGGCCUUCAGACGUCUUUUAACUCGACUAUCACCUUUGCGACAGACCCGAUGGCAGAUUCUGAAUCCGCAUCUAAUGAUUCCGUAGAUGCAUAUAUGCUCGGUGGAGAGGCAACUCUUUCUAGGGACUCCACUGCUACUGGACGGUCACUUGGAGAGCCGCGCUACUGCGCUGAGGGAGAAAUAAUGGAAGAACUUCUCUGCAACGGGCCGUUCUCGUACGAGCAGUCGUUACCGGCCUCGGUUCCUCUUCUAUAUCGCUAUGAACUUGAACGAAUCGGCAGAGCCUGGGGAGUUGAUUUGAAACAGAUGCUGGUUGGGGACAGCAUUUCUUUUGGAUACGAUAAAUUUUGGAAAUGGAUUGAAGGUCACAAUCAACGGUAUGGGAAAUCUAUACCGGAGAAACCAUCCCGUAAAGCUUGGGAUGCUGCUUCUGGAACCUUCAAAACCAGUAAGCACUCAGAGGUGGUUGUCCUGACCGGAGACCUCGACUGGUGCUCCGAAUCUGAAAAGGGUAUUCUGAAAAUGAAACUGAACCCCUUGAAGACAGAGAGAAGUUGUCGGUUCCAUCGCCGUUUUGGAUCCGACAGGUUCCUCAGCCUAACCAUACCCGCUCCCUCGCGGCCACCUAACUAUCUUCGGCUCCCAGACCACCCUGCUCUUCUGCGCGAAGGUAUAGCACUGUGGCUGACUCGGAACGUUCAUCGCUUCCUGGGAAGGAUGUGGAAACCGUUCUUUGUGGAAGAUGCCAAGUCAAAGACGAAGACCAAAGCAGAGCCAAGGUUUAGAGUCAAUUUCUUCGCAAUUGACGGCAUUGACUUUAGUCACCAAUUUCACGCCUCCAACCGUUUAGUCCCGCCCACGCAUGAGACUGCUGAAAGUCAUACUCGUAUGACUUUGGAAUCUCUUGUCAAGUGGCACAUGUCCCCAACUGCAAACGUUGAGCAGACAAACCUCAAGCUAUUCCAACGAAUGUCAAUCGGCCUCUCAAAAACGUUCGCUACGGUUGUUUUAAAACCAAAGCAGAUUCUCUAUUUGAGAGAUGUCCCCAACACCCGCGUCAUGAAUGACGGCUGCGCUUUGAUGUCCAGACAACUUGCAAAUAAAAUUUGUGACUCUCUUGGAAUAUCUGGAAACACUCCUAGCGGUUUCCAAGGGAGAAUUGCCGGUGCCAAAGGACUGUGGAUGGUAGACACACACCAGUCACAAAUCUCAGCCGAUGGCGACAAUGUCUGGAUCCAAAUCUCUGAUUCACAAUUAAAAAUCAAACCACACCCGCGGGAGUGGCAGGGAUCAGUAGAUGACGAACAGCUGACAUUUGAGGUGGUGAAAUGGUCCAAGCCGUUACACCCUGUAGAUCUAAAUACCCAGCUUUUAGCAAUUCUGGAUCAUGGAGGACAUGUGAAGGGCUACAUUGCCGAUCUUGCUCGUCUUGGUAUCCAAACUGCAGCACAGGGGUUUGAAGAGGUUCUGAAGGCCAACAGUCCUAUUGUUUGUCGCAGUCUUGCCCAGAAGCUUAAGCCAACGGCCGAUAGCGGGGCUGGCUUUAUGCUACAGAGUGUGAGACGGUUAGAGCAGUGGCCCACUGAUGAUGUUGAGACCAUAAUUCGAUUCUCGGAGGCUGGCUUUUCACCCCGGAGCUUUUAUCCUCUGCGCAAGCGGCUCAGACGGUGUCUGGAGACCCUACUGAAACGUUAUGUAGAAGAAUUGCACAUCGAAGUGCCCUUAUCCACAUAUGCAUUUUGCAUUGCGGAUCCGUACGGGGUGUUGAAGGAGGACGAAGUUCACUUUGGGCUUUCCACCAACUGGCGAGACGACAACGGCCAGUUUGAAGAUAACCUGUUGGACGGAAUGGACGUCCUUGUUGGCCGUCUCCCUGCCCAUUUGCCGUCUGACAUUCAGCGCCGAAAGGCUGUGUGGAAGCCGGAGCUCCGUCACUUUAAAGACGUCAUUGUAUUUCCUACCACAGGGGAAAUCCCGUUGGCUGAUAUGCUCUCAGGUGGUGACUAUGACGGGGAUACACCCUGGAUCUGCUGGGACCAGAACAUUGUCGGCAAAUUUCAAAACUCCAGCCCGCCGGGUGGGAUCGAGAACUACCCGCCAGAGUAUUUCGGUCUCACCAGGCAUUCUGUUCCAAUGAGAGAAAUCCAGUCAACAGACGAAUUUCUCGAAAGCUCAUUUGCAUUCAACCUAACGCUGUCGAAUUUAGGACGGUGCACGGUGGAGCACGAAAAGCUAUCCUAUGACGAAUCGAUUGACUCGAGAAAGGCCAUAGAACUCUCCUACCUACUUAGCCAUCUAGUCGACGGCCGCAAGGGGGGCGUAACGCUGUCGGAGAUAGCCUGGCAGCAGUACCGCAAGCAAAUCAGCCCCAUACAGCGUGAGCUACCAGCCUAUAAAAACCCCCAGCGAAAACACAACAGAAACAAUAUUAUCGAUUUCAUUCGGUUCGAGGUCGCACAGCCUAAGCAAAAGGAGGUCCUAAGGCAGUUGGAGAAAGACUUUCCCGAAACAGAGAGUGCACACCAGAGAGACGAAGACCUUCUUCGGCCUUGGAAAGAGGCCCAAGAAGCAGCCGCAAUAGACAGGAACCAAGGCGGCGGCGGGUCUCUGCAUAGGGUCCUUAAGGAAACCGCAAGGGAAAUAGAUGAUCUCUAUUUCCGCUGGUGCCGUCUACAUUCCCGACCUGACGGCUCUUUCUCCCCGCGUUGUCUAGAGGCGGCCGACCAGGCCCGAACCAUUCCACCCCCGACACUGACUGUCGGAACGCACCCCCUAAUUCACAUAUGGCAGCAUAGCCAACCCGCCUGGUUCGAACUGAUGGCGUCGUAUACGUACCGAAAAUAUCCCCAGUCAAGUUUUGUUAUCCGUGCAUUUGGCGAAACCCUCUGUCAGAUUAAGUCUAGGGAUCUCUCAUCUCGGACCGUCACACAUGAAAUCCUUGCAUGCUACCGAGUCAACCAGAAGGUCAUUGCACGAUUGAGAACCCAGGAUGCUGGGGACGAGGAAUUCAAUGAGGAAAUGGAUAGCUACGAAGGAUAUGAAGCGAUUGAGGCGAUGCUGUACGGGGCCCAGGGGCGUGGAGGGUACUAUGACCCCGAUGAUUCAUUGUCUGUAGAAUAAAUAUCGACAUGUUUUAGCAUACAUGUAUUGAGAGCUUGGGUAAAUAUUGAUGAUUUAUACG
This is a messenger RNA of Aspergillus ochraceoroseus IBT 24754, 4054 nucleotides long. Its product is annotated as RNA dependent RNA polymerase. The record is from RefSeq and is a predicted model, not a curated record. Gene Ontology annotation, molecular function: RNA-directed RNA polymerase activity. Gene Ontology annotation, cellular component: nuclear RNA-directed RNA polymerase complex. The transcript has 2 exons. Lineage: Eukaryota; Fungi; Ascomycota; Eurotiomycetes; Eurotiales; Aspergillaceae. The coding region runs from base 34 to 3993 and encodes 1319 amino acids. Gene Ontology annotation, biological process: siRNA processing.